ACACUCCUCUUUCGCUGCCACCCAGGCCGGACUUGAUUUGGGCCGAUGUUCUUCUCUGAGCAUCCGCACUAACAUCCAAUUAUCCAUGACCUCGACUGUUGGAGCCGAUGAACUGACCGCGACGGUCUUUGGGGCCAUUCACUCUCUCUCGAACAAGCGCAAAGCCAAUUUGUUGUUGGAUACCGCUCUUACUCUGAUUCACUCGGGACAAUAUGGUGUAGAAGUCGAAAACUACCUCGAGGUUUACCUCAAGACUCCAGACUUACCACGGACCGACGUGGUGAAGGCGUUGUUAGCCAGAGGGAAAGCUCGGAAGGCGGCAGGGGAGGAACUUGUCGAGAAGGCGGAACAAGACUUCCGUGCCGUCCUCCAGCUGGACCCUGCAAAUCGGGAGAUACAGCAACAUUCGCAAAGAGGCCGUGUGAAUAUACGUUUUGCGCGGGAUCCUGCUUUCCAGCGCGUUCCGGUCGAAAUAUGGGACCGCAUCGCAUCGUUUAUCCCGCGCUAUCACCUGCGCACCUGGCUCUUCAUUUCCUCCUUCUUCAGAGACAUCGCAGUGGGACUGAUCUUCCACACCCUCGAUCUGUAUUUCGGCGACGAUCAAGAGGCACUGAAUCGUGGUCUGGAUGUUUUCGACCGGGUGAAGGCGGAUCCGGUCUUUGCGCUGCGCAUCAAAACUCUAAGGCUGCACUGGGCGCAUGAGGAGGGGGACAUGCUUGAUCUCAUGACUCGCAUCUUUCGUUCCACGCUCCCUGAGUUCAAAGCGCUUCAGGAGCUUGAGUGGAUUGGCUAUCCGGAAAUGCGGGCAGAAAUGGUCCAGACUGUACUCUCUACCCACUCUUCUAUCUACAGACUGGGUCUGAUCGGGUGGCAUUUUGACGCAGUCGGUGUUUCCGCGUUCAGGAACUUGCGCAAAUUCACUCUCCGCGCUGAAGACGACGAUGGAUUCGCCGACAUGGGUGAAGUGCGAAUUGUGCUCGAUCAAAAUGCGGAUACUCUGCAGCAUCUGGUGCUAGGAGCAUAUCUUGCGCGCGACCACUCCUGGGACAGUGCAUUUGAGAGCGUGACGAUCAAGAACCUGACACAGCUCGAUCUUGUCGACACGCGGAUUUCGCACUUCGUGCUGUCUCGCAUCGCUCACGCCCACGGGCUGCAGAGUCUUACACUGCACGGGACGUUCGAGGAUCCGGCAGCGGCGGCCGUCGUCUUCGGAAGCGAUCACAUCAUCGACGGCCAGCACACGUUUCUGCCGCAUCUGGAGGCCUUCCGUUUCGUCGUCGUCGGUCAUGACGACCAGGUCACCCUGUACCGCGCCGUGGCCCAGUUUCUGCGACGGCGAACGCGGCUGCGCCGGCUGGACUUGGGAAGCUGUCCAUGGGACAUGGCCUUGAAUCUGCUGCCCGGGCUCUCAGCUUUACGUGUGUUGGGUGUGCGUAUCGCGAAUCUCACUGCUUCGGCAGUCACCGGCUUGGUGAACGCGAUCCCGCUAUCGAUGGUUGCCCUCCACCUCUCCGCUGUGGUGUCUGAUCGGCCUUUGAAUGAAUACGCCAGAUACUUCGAAGCCUUCAGGUCGCUGGCUUUUCUGCAUCUGCAGAACACAUCAAAGCACCGGCCCAAGCCUAACCUACUAUCGGAGAAAGAUCUCCGUUUGCAGACAGACUUGUGGGCAGCUGCGUCCCGGAGCGUCGCGGUUGGCUUGCCAGCGCUAGACUUCCUCGGCUGGAACGGAGAGCACUUCGUCGUGGCUCGCAGUAGUGACGGGACGGUCGAGCUGAAGGAGCUUCCCUGUCGGCGACACUUGGAUUGCGGCAAGGGUGUGGACCUCGGAAGCGAGGACGCUUCAUGGCUCGAGCGCAAGGAUGUCCCGAUGGAUUACGAGAUGCCGCCCCAGUCAUGAUGUUCGUGACCCCUUCCAAUGUUUUGUAGAGCUUUCCGAAUUGCGUGCAAUAUGAUUCUAUUUGUUCUCGGGCGCUUCUGUAAGCUUGCUUGAGGUUCUCAACAAAGAUCCGAUAAUACAGCAGCGUUCUUCGGGAAUCUCUCGUCGGCUUCUACGUAACCUCCCGGGUCUCCCUUGGAAAGAAAGAAGGAAACGCGGUUCGGAAGAACGUCAUCGGCACGAGGAAUUGGUUAUCCGGCUGCUGAGAAGGCCGAAUCUCCUUCUGACCAGAGGCUCAUCCCACUUCCCGCGCGGAAAUAAGCCCAGGGCGAUGCUCCCCCGCCCUGCCCGAAGUGGUUCGCGCCGCCCCGCUAGCUGAUUCGCGAGCACAGCCACACCCUUCAUGAUGCGCAUCGACAAGUUAGAUUCAACUUAGACUUGAGCCCAAAGCGCCAUCCAUGAUUCACCGUCGAUGCCGCUCAAUCGUGGGGCAAGCUCGCAAUUAACUCCGUCCAAUGGGAACACUCCCGUUCUUCUGAGAAGCGCAAGGCAAGGCUCCAAUGCGCAGGCGACGCGUGCCCGUGCGGUUUGUAAUGCGCUUCCUCACUUCACGUGCCCACUGAAGCCUGCUCUUUCAGCUGGUCCCCGGUUGCAUUCGAUUGCGUGCGGCGUAUCGCUACUGAUGGGGAAACGCGGCGCCCAAGUGUGUGUGCGCGUGGGUGUCUGCUUCCGAAGGGAGCCGAAGCGGAUAAAAGGCAGACGGAUGAAAUCACUUGGGAGCCGAACGACACCCAGACUCUCUCUCUCUGUGCACUUCCAGAUCCACACUCACCAGCCCGACGAUGCUCGCCAUGCCGCUCUCUAACACACUGUCCUCGGCGCCGCUGUCGUACUACUCGAUCCCGGCGGUCUGGCUCACAGCGUUCGCGCCUGUUCUGAUUCGGACGACUUUCAUCUACCUACUGCACGGGGACUACAACAAUGUUGCACCCAGAAAGAACAUGGGCGAAGUCGCUGCCAACAAGUCGCUCUCGCCGGCCCAGAUCGCACUUAUCCAGCGCAUGGAGGGAGCCCAUAUCAACGGGAAUGAGAAUCUCCCCAUUUGGAUCGCGGCUGUAGUGAGUCUUAAUGCGUAUACCCUGUGGCGCCGCUUCUGACUCUGCGGGAUCAGAUCGUCGGCAACCUGGUCGGCCUCGAUCACGCGUUAUUGAAUACCGUGUCGCUGUAUUAGUGCGUUGCCUAUCUGGGUCUGUUGAUGUUGAUGACUGAUGCUGGGACAUCCACAGCGUCUUGGGCCGCAUCUUGUACAACUACAUCUACAUAUCGCAGAGGACGGUGUUCCAGUCCUGGGUUCGGUAUGUCGAAAAUCUGUCAUUUCCCUAGCGGCGACGGCUGAUCGAGUUGCGUCCAUAGAUCAACGGUGUACUUUGCGUGUCUGGGUGCGUCUUUCUUGGAUUUUAGUGUGGCAUUUUCUCACCGAGGGCUAACAGCGAUGCCCCUCUACAUCCUGAUUCAAGCUGGCGCGAAGGCAACCAAAGGAUUCUAAAUGAUGAUAGGCAAGGUGAAGUUGGAAAUCGGCUUGGCCUACAAAGCGUGUAAAGCGAAUUUCAUUUCCAACACCAACACAAACUGUAUCUACGCAUAGAACAAUAUAUCGCCAAUAUAUCACGCUGAGAUAUCAUACACAUA
This is a messenger RNA of Mycena citricolor, 3565 nucleotides long. NCBI's taxonomy places the organism in Eukaryota, Fungi, Basidiomycota, Agaricomycetes, Agaricales, Mycenaceae. The record is from the annotation of a GenBank genome assembly.